AACUAAGCUGGGUGUGCCUAUGAGGAAUUCUAAACAAAGAGCAUUUUAGUUUGCUGGGUGCUGCGCUCUGCUGUCAUGCUCAGUUUACCUAGCGCCUCGGCUUUCCACACACACUCACACACACACACACUCUGAAGUGAAGAGCCGGGAGAAGACUGCGACGUCUGCUCAGGCAGAGUGGGAGGGAUGAUUGGGACCAUCUGCGAAUGGUUCUGGUGGGACCGCCUCUGGCUGCCGGUCAACCUGACAUGGGCAGAUCUAGAAGACAAGGAUGGCCGGGUCUACGCCAAAGUGUCUGACUUGUACAUAACCUUGCCUUACUCAGUAGGUUUCCUCAUAGUGCGCUACGUCUUUGAAAGGUUUAUAGCCACGCCGUUCGCAACCGCCUUAGGUGUCACAGAGAAGAACAGACGGAAAGUCCAGUACAAUCCUAUCCUGGAGCAUUAUUUCACCUCCUGUUCCAAAACCCCAGGACAGGCAGAUAUUCAAGGACUGUCAAAAAAAUGUAGCAUCUCCAAUAGACAGGUGGAGCACUGGUUCAGGAGGAGACGCAACCAGGAGCGUCCAGGGGUCCUGAAAAAGUUCAGAGAGGCUAGCUGGAGAUGUGUCUUUUACCUAGGAGCCCUUAUUGGUGGUGUUGUAGCCCUGCAUGAUAAACCCUGGUUUUACAAUUUACGAGAAAUGUGGAAUUCUUAUCCAAAACAGUCCUUGUUGGAGUCUCAGUACUGGUACUACAUCCUGGAGAUGAGUUUUUACUGGUCUCUUCUUUUCAGCAUCACGUUCGAUGUGAAACGAAAAGACUUCAAGGAGCAGAUCAUUCACCACUUAGCCACAUUGACGCUGCUGGCGUUUUCCUGGUGUGGAAACUAUAUUCGAGUAGGAACAUUGGUCAUGCUCGUGCAUGAUGCCUCUGAUGUGUUUUUAGAGUCUGCCAAGAUAUUUAACUACGCCAAAUGGGAGAAAACCUGCAAUGGCAUUUUUGUUCUGUUCGCUGCUGUGUUCAUGGUGACGAGACUUGUUAUCUUUCCAUUUUGGAUCAUCCACUGCACGUGGGUCUACCCGCCUGACUACUACCCUGUUUUCUUCGGGUAUUACUUCUUUAAUGCUGUACUUGUCAUCCUAUUGACGCUGCACAUAUUCUGGGCCUACCUGAUCCUCCGCAUGGUGAAGAAAUUUCUCUUUGGAAGUUUAACUAAAGAUGAGAGGAGUGACAAUGAAGAAGAGGAAGAUGAUGAAGGGGAGAACAGCAUGCCUGAGGACCAUGAUGGACACCCAAAAGUCAGCAAUGGCUGUGGGGCCAACCAUCACUAACCAACCGGACACUUCUGCAGUUUCUAUUGUUGCUGAUGACUGAAGGAACCUAAUGAAGGUUUUUUUUUGUUGUUUUUUUUUUGUUUUUUUUUUGUUUUGGUGUCCAGCCUCAACUGGCUUCAGAUUAUGAAAGACACUGCUGAUUUAUUACCACCAUGAAAGUGCCAGAGACCUGACCAGAAACACACUUGUAUCUGUCGACAGUACAAACCCAAACAAGUGCUUGUUUCCUUUUCCUUAGUGCCAACAGAGAGUGAUUACCUUGGCUCCUCCGUUGUGGCCACACUCUCUACAUGAACCACAAACUAAGCAAGAAGAAAAAAGAUCCCGAAAGGAAAAAAAAAAAUCAUUGUGCCUAAUCUGAUCCUUAUUGUUCAUUGGAACACAGUGCUACAGAGUGACCUGGAUGCUGUUGAGGUUCCUCUGCUGUUUCUCAUCAGUGAGAUGAAAUCACUAUUGGUUUUUACCUUGCUUGAAGCCACUAUAAAACAAAAUCCUAAUCCCAUGUUGUGAGGUCCAGAUCUUGUAUUGAAAAGUUGCAUUCUAGAAAAAGCAUUAUACUGAAUGUAGUAUCCCAGCCAAGACUUGUUUAUGCUCAAAGUUUGCUUGUUCAGCUUCAUGGAGGAGAAACAAGGCUAAUGUUGCUAACAAGCAAGGGAAUCUAACUUCUAACUAGUUUAACAUGUGCAAAUGCAAUUUGUAAAUCAUCACCCACUCGCCUGAUUGUGGCUGUCUUUGUUUGAAGAGUCUUAUUUAACUUACUGUUGAGAAGUGAGAGAGUGAAGGAGACAGCCAAGAACAAAUGAAUGCAAAUGGAGAACAAGUAGAAGUCAUUUUUUUUGGACUUGAACUAUAUACUUGUAGUUGUUUUUGUUUAUGUUUAUGUUUAUGUUAAAUAUAUUCCAAUGCAUGUGUGCUUUGACUUUUGAUAAAAAAAAAUGGUCAGAAGAAAGAUUUUAUCAUUGAAAGUUGAAAAUCUGACUCUAAAGUAUUUUUUUAAUUAAAAAAAAGUUUUAUCAAAGAAA
This is a messenger RNA of Ictalurus punctatus (channel catfish), 2336 nucleotides long. RefSeq names its product ceramide synthase 3a (gene cers3a). Gene Ontology annotation, molecular function: DNA binding; sphingosine N-acyltransferase activity. The coding region runs from base 187 to 1311 and encodes 374 amino acids. Gene Ontology annotation, biological process: ceramide biosynthetic process. The record is from RefSeq and is a predicted model, not a curated record. The transcript is spliced from 11 exons. Gene Ontology annotation, cellular component: membrane. NCBI's taxonomy places the organism in Eukaryota, Metazoa, Chordata, Actinopteri, Siluriformes, Ictaluridae.